Messenger RNA from Suillus subalutaceus, 2253 nucleotides. RefSeq lists its product as uncharacterized. Lineage: Eukaryota; Fungi; Basidiomycota; Agaricomycetes; Boletales; Suillaceae. Bases 1 to 2253 code for a protein of 750 amino acids. The record is from RefSeq and is a predicted model, not a curated record. The transcript is spliced from 12 exons.
AUGGACGCUGCAGCACCACCCACCUAUUCGCUUGAUGAUAUCAAGGUCGAACACCACCCAAAUUGUGGCAUUGAGGCGAAAAUUUAUCCAUUUAACGAGUUACAUCAUUGUCCUGCGGCCUCUUCAGCUAACACCUCCCCCAAUUACCACCCUUGGCGCCCAUUUCAAUCUCAACUUGAAUUUGAAGUUGCUGAGCUUGCUCUUGAGGUCGGAUUGAACAACGAACAGACGGACCGUCUCAUCAAAAUUUGUCAUCAAUGUUCUCUUGGAAAGGAUAAAUUUACGUUGAGGAACCAUAAAGACAUUCACGCCAGGUGGGAGGCAGCAUCCCAUCGGGUCACAAAGUUCACCAAGGAUGUGAUCUCGGUGCCUUACGAUGGCGAGAUGCGGGACUUCGAUAUAUACUACAGAGAUCUUUGGGAUCUUGCUACUGACUUACUUCAGGAUCCUCACCUCUUCCCUCACUUUGUGUUCGAUGCACAGCGCUUAUCAAAGUUUGAUGGGCAAACUUUUGUCCGCUUUGUAGAUGAACCUUACACCGUGGAAGACUUUUGGAAUGUGCAAUCGCAACUACCACAGGAUGCAAAGCCACUAGCUUUCAUCUUAUAUGCCGAUAAAACAAGGUUAUCGUCGUUCGGCACUGCGAAAGGAUACCCGGUUGUCGCGUGCUUAGCAAAUCUACCUACUGACAUUCGGAAUGGACGAGGUAUGGGUGGUGGUUACAUUGUGCCAGAAGAUAAAGAGCAUGCUGGAAAGUCAAGCUGGGUGAACUUCAAACACGCGGUCUGGCACGAGUCAUUCAUGAGAAUCACCUCUUCGUUGGCAUCAAAAUCAAGGACAGGACAAUGGUAUUCCUGCCCAGAUAGCAUUGAUCGGUGGUUUUUCCUUUGUCUACUUAUUUUAUCGGCUGAUUAUGAAGAACAGUGUGUUAUGUCACUUACUCGAGGGAUCAUGAGCCUUUGGUCAUGUCCUAUCUGUCUUGACACCUACGAAGAACUAGAGGAGCUUCUCAAACAAUAUGGACUUCAUGAUGUUAUUAAUUCAUUGUGGGCCAUCCAAUAUUCAGAUGUCCAUCAAGCACUGUCGCAUGACCGGUGUCACUACAACCAUGGUGGCCUUUGGUCACAUCAUUACUGGGUUGAGUUGCAAAAGCGCUUGACGAGCCUCGGAAGGGCAAAAGUAGCCCAAGUUGAUAAGAAUUUCGCAGCAUUUCCACAAUGGCGAAAUUUGAAGCAUCCGAACCAAGUAAUGAGUGUUACAUUUGCAGACAGCUCCGUCCAUGAAGAUAUUUCAAAGAUGAUAAUAUAUGCUACGCACAACAUCCUAACAGAGGAAGCCUCUCCACUUGGAUACCUUCUACUUCGCUGUGUGCGCCUUUACCUCGAGGUCGACAUGUACGCUGCCUUUGAGGUUCACACAACGAAUACGAUCAGCGAGGGCAGAAGCGCCAUUCAGGCCCUAACAGCAUUCAUGAAACAAUAUAUCAUGGCAACUGACGAGGAGGACGACAAAAAUUGGAAUUUUCCAAAACUCCACAUGACCACGCAUCUAUUCGACGAUAUAGAGGCUAAAGGGGUCACAAGGAACUACAAUACGAAGCCGAGCGAGCAAAUGCACGGGCCAUUGAAGGACUGGUACCAGCAGCAGACCAACUUUAAGGACUUCGCAGAACAGAUUCUUCGUAUAGACCACUGGCUACUCGUUGCGGACAAUAUCCGUCGUCAGAUCUUUGACUUGGAUGAAUAUACAAGGGUGACAUCACAAAGCCAAGCAAACGACAUCAACGACAUCGACAAUGAUGCCAACGAAGAUGACCCUGACUCCAAGUCGUCAACGAACCCUUUAAUGCAUGAUUUUGACCCUUUGGAUGGGUCUAUGCAUGUGAAAUUUGGGUCGAGGGAAGCUCCGCAGACCUUUGGUCUCAUUGAGAAUUCCCACAAGAAUGACGUCACAUUUACCAACUUCCGUGUUAAGCUGAACUCGUUUCUAAAUGUAUUUCUACCUGCAAGCAACAUACCCCUACCAGAUGGGAGGAGAGUCCAUCUCUUAUCGACUCACACAAUCACUACAUGUCGACUUCUGCGUGUCAACUACGAGUCAAUGGUGGACUGGCGACAAUAUACAGAUUACCUUCAGUGCAAUCCACGGUUCUUUAAUGCACCACGUUUCGAUUGCAUGUUCAUCCAGACCAAGCAAAAGGUCAUCCUUGGACGCCUGCUCUUGCUUUUGAGUGCCCAGUUGGAGACAAUGUGA